This is a messenger RNA of Limanda limanda (common dab), 4215 nucleotides long. RefSeq names its product sialoadhesin-like. NCBI's taxonomy places the organism in Eukaryota, Metazoa, Chordata, Actinopteri, Pleuronectiformes, Pleuronectidae. The record is from RefSeq and is a predicted model, not a curated record. The coding region runs from base 1 to 4215 and encodes 1404 amino acids. The transcript has 23 exons.
AUGGAGGCUCAGAGAGUCACGUGGCUGGUUUUUCUGGCCCUAAUAAAACAUGUUUCUACAAGUGACCCUAAACUUCCCUUUGAACUAGAACCUGGUGGGCUGUUGGCUACUGAGGGAUCCUGCUCUGAAAUUAAAUGCCAAGUCACAGAAGAUGUUGAUGAUCGUGAUGCAUACUGGUUUUGGAUGAAAGAUAGACGAUGGGUCGACAGUGAUAAAGACUUUACAUCCACUGUCAUUUACAGCACAAACAACUCGACACAUCCGGUCAGUCCUGACUUUGCAAACAGAGUGAAAUACAUCGGUUCUCCAUCUUCAAGUUGGAAGAAUAGUUACUAUGCCGAGCCAAAGCCACUGUGCAGUAUUUUGAUCUGUGACCUGAGAACAAGUGACAGCGGAAAGUAUUCUUUGAGAUUUGUAGGGGGGGGAAUGAGAUGGAAUUCUAAAGAAGUGACCCUCAACGUUGAAGUAAACCGAUGCCCGCUCACUUUUGAGGAACCAGCUGUCCUGGUGGAGUCCGACGUGGUCACACUCACAUGCUCCACUUCAAGUUCAUGUCCUUCAAGACCUCACAUUCAAGAUGUGACUCAGAUCGACCGGACACGGGUCACAGGCUCUGAUCAAGAUAAGCCAAGAACCACCUUCAGCUUUAAAGCCAGCUGGCAGGAUGACGGGAGGGAGUUUUCAUGCCAAACACAGGACAACACGGACAAAUAUUUGAUCCAGAAUAUUACAGUCACUGUUAAAUACAGUCCCAAACAUGUGAAAGUUCAAGCAAAUCCUGGUCUUGAUGUGAGGGAAAAUGUGUCGUUGACACUGAGCUGUUCUGCCGAGUCCAACCCACCAGUGAGCUCUGUCACCUGGAGGAAGACGACUGAUGGGAGAGAGGAAAUCAUCCAACAGACUCAGACUCAGACCUUCACGGUGAAUUCAGCCAGUCCCUCUGACAGUGGACUGUACAGCUGUGAAGCCACCAAUGACAUUGGAAUUGGAAAGUCACAGCCAGCUGAGGUUAAAGUCAGAUUUUCUCCAAAACACACGUACAUCAUGUGGUCUGCAGAGAAGAAGGAGCUUGACGGGAGGAGCUCUGUGAUGCUGAUCUGCUUCAGUCACAGCUUUCCCCCAGUCCAACACUACUCAUGGUACAGGAAGGGAGAGAAAAAUGAUGAACUUGUGUCAAAGCAUCAAAACCACAUAGUGUACUCAAACCAGUCAGGAGUCUACUACUGCAUCGCAGAAAAUGAAGUAGACCAAAGUUUGUCUGAUCCCGUCCAUCUGUUUGAACACAGUCCCAAACAUGUGACAGUUCAAGCCAAUCCUGGUCUUGAGGUGAAGGAAGAUGUGUUGUUGACACUGAGCUGUUCUGCCGAGUCCAACCCACCAGUGAGCUCUGUCACCUGGAGGAAGACGACUGAUGGGAGAGAGGAAAUCGUCCAACAGACUCAGACUCAGACCUUCACGGUGAAUUCAGCCAGUCCCUCUGACAGUGGACUGUACAGCUGUGAAGCCACCAAUGACAUUGGAAGUGGAAAGUCACAGCCAGCUGAGGUUAAAGUCAGAUUUUCUCCAAAACACACUUACAUCUCGUGGUCGGCAGAGAAGCAGGAGCUUGACGGGAGGAGCUCCGUGAUGCUGAGCUGCUUCAGUCCCAGCUUUCCCCCAGUCCAACACUACUCAUGGUACAGGAAGAGUCAGGGCGAGGAAAAGGAUGAACUUGUGUCAAAGCAUCAAAACCACAUAGUGUACUCAAACCAGUCAGGAGUCUACCACUGCAUCGCAGAAAAUGAAGUAGAUCAAAGUUUGUCUGAUCCCGUCCAUCUGUUUGAACGAGACUAUCUGAAGAACCUGAGGUUCCUAGUUGUUCCUCUCCUUCUCCUGAUGAUUAUCAGUAAUGAACCAGAGAGCCUGCAGGACUAUGAAAACAUGAGUAAAGCAACUGCACGUGCACCAACAUCUCCAAAUCUAUUGGACGACCACACCAGUGAAGGUGAAGUGGAGCUGAACUUUCCACAGAGGACGUGGCAGGCUACCCUGACACAAAAACACCCUGACUACCGCCUGUGGGACCUGCCGCCUGUGCCCGACACCUCCCCAUACGAACCUGAGGGAUACAUGGAUAGAGACAAACGGUACCCGCCCACUGAACCUAAACUGUCUAUGAGGUCUGAGGUCACAGAAGGUCAGACCAUCACCGUCAACUGCACUGCUGAAAGUUUCCCACAGUCAACUCUCACCUUGAUGAGGACCGACACAAAUCCUCAGUCUUUAAAAAUCACUGAAAAGAAUCUUUAUUCACGAAUCAGCAACUCUCUCUACCACAAGAUUACUGUGACUUCAGCCGACGCUGGCUGGUACUUCUGCCGUGCCCAGAACACUGAGGGCUCAAAGGACAGCAAGGAGAAGGAGUUGGUGGUGAAAUACAGUCUGUACAAUGUGAAAGUUCAAGCCAAUCCUGGUCUUAAUGUGAAGGAAAAUGUGUUGUUGACACUGAGCUGUUCUGCCGAGUCCAACCCACCAGUGAGCUCUGUCACCUGGAGGAAGACGACCGAUGGGAGAGAGAAAAUCAUCCAACAGACUCAGACUCAGACCUUCAGGGUGAAUUCAGCCAGUCCCUCUGACAGUGGACUGUACAGCUGUGAAGCCACCAAUGGCAUUGGAAGUAGAAAGUCACAGCCAGCUGAGGUUAAAGUCAGAUACCCGCCCACUGAACCUAAACUGUCUAUGAGGUCUGAGGUCACAGAAGGUCAGACCAUCACCGUCACCUGCACUGCUGAAAGUUUCCCACAGUCAACUCUCACCUUGAUGAGGACCGACACAAAUCCUCAGUCUUUAAAAAUCACUGAAAAGAAUCUUUAUUCACGAAUCAGCAACUCUCUCUACCACAAGAUUACUGUGACUUCAGCCGACGCUGGCUGGUACUUCUGCCGUGCCCAGAACACUGAGGGCUCAAAGGACAGCAAGGAGAAGGAGUUGGUGGUGAAAUACAGUCUGUACAAUGUGAAAGUUCAAGCCAAUCCUGGUCUUAAUGUGAAGGAAAAUGUGUUGUUGACACUGAGCUGUUCUGCCGAGUCCAACCCACCAGUGAGCUCUGUCACCUGGAGGAAGACGACCGAUGGGAGAGAGGAAAUCAUCCAACAGACUCAGACUCAGACCUUCAGCGUGAAUUCAGCCAGUCCCUCUGACAGUGGACUGUACAGCUGUGAAGCCACCAAUGGCAUUGGAAGUAGAAAGUCACAGCCAGCUGAGGUUAAAGUCAGAUUUUCUCCUAAACACACACACAUCACGGAGUCGGCAGAGAAGCAGGAGCUUGACGGGAGGAGCUCCGUGAUGCUGAGCUGCUUCAGUCACAGCUUUCCACCAGUCCAACACUACUCAUGGUACAGGAAGAGUCAGGGCGAGGAAAAGGAUGAAAUUGUGUCCAAGCAUCAAAACCACCCAGUUUACUCAAACCAGUCAGGAGUCUACUACUGCGUCGCAGAAAAUGAAGUAGACCAAACUUCGUCUGAUCCCGUCCAUCUGUUUGAACGAGACUAUCUGAAGAUCCUGAAGUUCCUCUUCAUCGUUCCUGCUCUAUUUGUCCUGAUGAUUAUCAUUUUAAUCAUCGUAAUUUUAAGAUACAGGAAGAAAAAAUCUAUUCAACAAGGAACAACAAACAACAAAUCCCCUUCUGUUUUUUUGGGUUGGUGUCAUGGUACCAGGAGGAGGAGUCUGACGAAUGAGAAUGUCUCUGCGGAGCCUCUCAGGAGCAGAGACGACCUCUUGUCAGAGCAGUUGAGGCGUCCAGAGGCCCAACGACGCCAGCCUCUUCCAGACAGCACGCCACCGACCGACAUCAACGCUGUUUACAGCAUUUUGAAUCUGCCCCAGGCUGCCUCUGCACAAAAUCCCACAAGACAGAAAGCUGGAAACACCAAGGACGAUUCUUCUAACUACGCUCCUGUGGACUUUAAGAAUAAGCUAAAAAAGGUGGAAGAAGACCCUGUGUAUGCGAAGGUUUCCAAGCCAACAAGAGUUAAAAAGAAUGAACCAGAGAGCCUGCAGGACUAUGAAAACAUUAGUAAUGCAACUGCACGUGCACCAUCAUCUCCAAAUCUACAUGACAACCACACCAGUGAAGGUGAAGUGGAGCUGAACUUUCCACAGGUGAGAUUCACAGCGAAGCCCCGACGUCAGACGACCAACAGAGACUCCAGCAGCUCACACCAAGAUGAGAGUUAA